Molecule: messenger RNA, 465 nt
Organism: Suillus subalutaceus
Lineage: Eukaryota; Fungi; Basidiomycota; Agaricomycetes; Boletales; Suillaceae
Product: Pro-kumamolisin, activation domain-containing protein
Exons: 1
Coding region: 1-465 (154 amino acids)
Biological process (GO): proteolysis
Molecular function (GO): endopeptidase activity; tripeptidyl-peptidase activity
Source: RefSeq, a predicted model, not a curated record
AUGAAGCUCGUCGCUCUGCUUCUGCUGCCCUUCGCGGUUGCUCUCGCUAGCACUGUACCCUUUAAGGGCUGUCAUCAAAAGGUGAAAGAGAAUAUCCAUGGUCCACCCAGUGGGUGGUACAAGCAUGCUCCCGCACAAAAGCACUACAUACUCGAGCUCAAGAUCGCUCUCCCUCAGCCCAAGUUCCCGGAACUUGAGCAGCACCUCUGGGAGAUAAGCGAUCCAAGUCACGCACGUUAUGGGGCAUACUUGUCGAAGCAAGAGACAGAAGCACUCAUGACUCCCUACCCUGAGACUCUGGACGUCGUCGGCGAAUGGCUUGCCUUACACGGUCUGACAGAAGAAGAUGUUAUCCGUUCAUCUGCACGCGAUUGGGUUACUAUUCGUGUCCCAGUCGGUCUCGCAGAAGAGAUGCUGGAUACUGUGAGCAAGGCGAUGUCGCCUUCGGAGAUUACGGUUCAUUAA